Messenger RNA from Electrophorus electricus (electric eel), 2126 nucleotides. It is a transcript of the gene fam110a, whose product is annotated as family with sequence similarity 110 member A. The record is from RefSeq and is a predicted model, not a curated record. NCBI's taxonomy places the organism in Eukaryota, Metazoa, Chordata, Actinopteri, Gymnotiformes, Gymnotidae.
AGCUAAAAGGAAUGACAAACGCGCAGGCAGAGUGACGGAGUCACCUCGUUGCACAGGGAACCAAAGUCAUCAUUCAUUAAGAGCCUCAACCAACAAAGAGCUUGCUUCAGCUGCAAGAGCUGUCGGUUAGCUUCAGGGAUACGUUCUUCCCUUUUUUUGAAGCCCACAUUCCUUAGGUGCAGUGAUGUCUGUGGAUACUCUGGAGCUGUCUCCACGGCGACCAGCCAGACUGCCUGAAGCUGCGUGCACACCCGGUAGCCCUGCAUCAUCAUUAUCUCCGGGGACGCGCAAGCCAAGUGCAGUAGAGCGCCUGGAGGCUGACAAGGCCAAGUAUGUCAAGACCCAGCAGGUGGCGCUCAACAAGCAGCUGCCAAUAAUCCGUAAACCCUUAAUGGCGCCAAGCAACAGCAUGCACCUUCGGCCAGGCGCACCACAGCCGACACGCAAGCUGCCCACUCGCUCCAUCAUCAAGCCUCAGGCUCCGCCGCUCGACUUGAACCACCUCAGUAACCUGAUAAAUGGAGUUAGUGAUGCACUAAUACCUUCUAUUACCAUGCAAACAGACUGCAAAAACACAAACGGGUCAGAGACCUCCGUUGAAUCUCAGCCCCAUUCUGUAACUUCAGGUGUGGACGAAGAGCUCAACAAAUUGGUUCCAUCUUCAACAGUCGUGAAGACAACUUUGGCAGAUGGCGCUGGAGCUAACAUGUCUUCCUCGGUAGCAAUCCGGAGGGUCGAUGUCAGGCCACACGUGCCGCAGCUGAGAAAGCCAUGCCGAGCGCAGCUGCCAGAACAGCGUGUCCACUCACAACUGCUGCAGUUGCUCAGGCCAUACAUGCAGGCGGAGCCUCGGCCACUCCAGCCAAUUGGCAUCAAAGCCAGGCGGGAUUUAGCAAGUGCUGUGCACAGCCAUGUCACAUCUCCCAAAAGCCCAGUGCAAGCUGUGCCUCUCUCCACCGAAAAUUUAAGUAGCCCCGUUCGCACUGUGCCAUUUUCGAAUAAUUCCCCAAAAGACACGAGCAACACACCCUCACCCGCCAGCGUCCAAGAAACGCCAUGCCUACCCAGCCGCAAAGUUCAUUCCCCCCACACCCCCUCCAUCACCUGCCCGUCUUCCGUGAGCUCCAGAAAGCGUAUCUCACUGACGCGCUCCAAAUCGGACGUCAGUGAUCGUUUCUCCCGGGCCGGCGCUGAGGUUGAGCGCUUUUUCAACUACUGCGGCCUGGACCCAUCGGAUUUUGAUGACCUCUCUCCUGGGUCUGACAUCGCGUCUGUCUCCCGGCUCAGGAGUGCCAGUGCCCCUGCAUCAGAGCACACAGCAGAAGGACAGGAGGAAGAAGAGGAGGAAGCGGGCCAAGACGAAAAGCCCAGCUAUGGCAUUUCAGUAAUAGAGAGAAAUGCAAGGGUGAUUAAGUGGCUGUAUGGAAUGCGUCAAGCUAAAGACAGUGCAAAAGUUGUUAACGUGUAACCUGCAGAGACCAAGGUCGAGCCAUGUGGAGUAAUUCUUGCCUUUUCAUUGCUAUUACAGUUAUAGCUUUACCAUUUUAGCACUUAUAAUACAAUAGCAAAACUAGCACACUUUCUCACUACCCCUGCCUAGGAAGCUCCUGCAAAUAACUACUCGGACGGGUUUCUUUAGACACGCAACACCUAUAGCACAAGUAGGGGAUACUGAGAGCUAUUUCACUGAUCUCUUGGGUCUACAAAGGGUUUAAAAGUUUUCAGGCACAUUGCGGGUGAAGAAACACAUUUCUUUUGUUGCUGCUACUGGAAUAAUGGAUACAAUCAUUCUGUGAAUUUUCAGGAAAGAUCAUUUUUGAUCUUACUGUGAAAUAUUUGCCUUCAGUAUGAAAAAUAAUUACUUAAGUCAGUGUGUAAAUGCUCAAGAUAGGUACAGUAUAGGUACUGUACAUUUCCCACCAAAGUGUUUAGUUUUCUGUGAUUCCAGGGUUUGUGCAGGGGUUCAUUCGCUAGUAUUUGCACUGUCUUGAGCAGAUUUGCCUUGUAGUCUGAGGAACUCUUAUCAGACGUCCGUUGGGUUCAGUGGACGUCCAUGGCAUUACACUGAUAAACAUUGUUUCCAGUCACUUAUGUACUGAAAUGAUGAAGCAGAAAUAUUAAUAAAA